AUGGCCUGUGUUACCUGGGAGAUAAAGACUGGUCCAAUGUCUGACCCCAAAAGAACAGGCAGAGCCGUGGGCAGUCUUUGUCCCGCGAGAGAUGAGGCCGAGAGGCUGUCUUCAGCUGCCUGCUCCCCAACCUGUGCGCUCGGCGGCCGGAUGGCUGCUUCCGCACCCGUGGACCAGGCUCAGGUUUCCAAGACAGCAGAAGUGCAUACAGAACUCAUGCCCGACUGUGUGACCUUUGAGGAUGUGGCCAUUUGCUUCUCACGUGAAGAAUGGAAACUUCUUGAGGAGACGCAGAGUUGGGAGGUUGAGAAGGACCUGCCGAUCAUAUCGAGCCUUCUCAAGAACCUGGCUUUGCCCAACAGUAAAAAGUCCAAUAAAAUCACUGAGGGGAGGGGAAAUAUUCCUAAUCCUAAGAGUCAGAAUAAAAUCACUGAGGGGAAGGGAGACAAGCCUGGUCCUAAAAGUCACAAGUCAGGAGAAUGUAAAAGAUCUACAAGUGACAAACACAUUCUUGCUCACCAGCCAAGAGCCUCCUCUGGAAAAAAGCUUUAUGAGUGUAACAAAUGUGGGAAAACCUUCCGUGGCAAGUACUCGAUCAGCACAGAGGUCCACACUGGAGAAAGGCCUUGGGAGUGCAGUGAGUGUGGAAAGUUCUUUAGCCAAACCUCCCACCUGAACGAUCAUCGGAGAAUCCACACUGGAGAAAGGCCUUAUGAGUGCAGUGAAUGUGGAAAACUGUUUAGAUAGAACUCUAGUCUUAUUGACUACCAGAAAACUCAUACGGGAGCAAGACCUUAUGAGUGUAACCAGUGUGGGAAAUCCUUUAGCCAAAAGGCUACUCUUGUUAAACACCAGAGAGUUCAUACUGGAGAAAGACCUUAUAAGUGUAGUGAAUGUGGAAAUUCCUUUAGCCAAAGUGCCAUUCUUAACCAACACCGGAGAAUUCACACUGGAGCAAAGCCUUAUGAAUGUGAUCAGUGUGGAAAAUCCUUCAGCCAAAAAGCUACCCUUAUUAAGCACCAGAGAGUUCACACCGGAGAAAAGCCUUAUAAGUGUGGUGAAUGUGGGAAAUCCUUUAGUCAAAGCUCCAUCCUUAUUCAGCACCGCAGAAUUCAUACAGGAGCAAGGCCCUAUGAGUGUAGCAAGUGUGAAAAGUCUUUUAGCCAGAAGUCUGGCCUUGUUCAACAUCAGGUAGUUCACACUGGAGAAAAGCCUUAUGAAUGUGACCAGUGUGGGCUUUCCUUUAGCCAAUGCUGUAGCCUCAUUCAUCACCAAAAAUGUCACAACACAUAG
Messenger RNA from Jaculus jaculus (lesser Egyptian jerboa), 1293 nucleotides. RefSeq names its product zinc finger protein interacting with ribonucleoprotein K-like. Gene Ontology annotation, biological process: negative regulation of transcription by RNA polymerase II; regulation of immune system process; regulation of cytokine production. Lineage: Eukaryota; Metazoa; Chordata; Mammalia; Rodentia; Dipodidae. The record is from RefSeq and is a predicted model, not a curated record.